Molecule: messenger RNA, 732 nt
Organism: Arabis nemorensis
Lineage: Eukaryota; Viridiplantae; Streptophyta; Magnoliopsida; Brassicales; Brassicaceae
Source: the annotation of a GenBank genome assembly
AUGGAUUUGAAGAAACGGCGAAAGAUAUUGGAGAAGAAAAAGACGAUUCACGACCUUAUAAAAAGAGCAUCUUCCAUUGUCGAUCCUCUUUCUCCGUUUGAUUCUUUCCGUCGUUACCGGAAAAAUGACUUAUCUGUUUACUUGGAAUCUGGCCGUGGAGAUAGACUUUCCUCGUCCAUGAAGCAAUACAUCCGAAAACUCUUGAAGAUGAAUAUGGAAGUGUUCUAUGGGUCUGAUUGGCCAAUACAAGCGAAGGCGAAGCGUCAGGAGAUGUCUUCCGCAGACGCACAUUAUAUAUUUGUGCGUGAACUGAGUUAUGGUAAAGCCUAUGAGACCUCUACUCGUGGAAUUUCCAUCAAAGGGUGUAAUCAGAUAGCUGGAUUUGUGCAUUACCGGUUUACUUUAGAGGAAGAGAUACCUGUGCUUUAUGUGUAUGAAAUACAGCUGGAAUCCCGGAUCCAAGGAAAAGGACUGGGAGAGUUUUUAAUGCAGUUGAUUGAGCUCAUUGCUUCCAAGAAUCGGAUGGGUGCUAUCGUGCUAACUGUCCAAACAUCUAACGCAUUGGCUAUGACUUUCUACAUGAGCAAGCUAGGAUACAGAAUAUCAAGCAUUUCACCAUCGAAAGCUAAUCUUCUGACUUUCUCGGCGAAGUAUGAGAUACUUUGCAAAACGUUUGAUUCAGAGGCGAAAUCUGUGUUGGAGAAGAUUGAUGAAGAACCAACCAAAGAUUGA